GUGACUUUUGGCCAAAACAUUGCGAAACCAAUAAUUGUUUUGAAUUGUGUUUUAAACGUGUUUUUGUUGAUAACAUUUGAAACCUUAAUAAUGAACACAAUUGUCAAGUGUUGGACCCGUUUUGGACACACGAGUGGACGCAAGUGUUUGCAAUGGAUGGCCACAAGACAUAUGUCGGUCGAGUGGCACCUCAUGAGCGCCGUAUGUCUUCAGAGGUCACCACAAAUAGUGCCCGAAAUGAAUUGGUUGGAGAAGAAGAUGACGGAUGUGUUGCACACCGUAGAGACCAAUAGAUCCCUGUAUUGCGACCACGAGAUGAGACACUUCGAGGACGUACGUCGGGCGCAACGCAUGGCUGCCGGCGAUAAAGUGGACGAAAAGGAUUUGGACGCCGCCUCCAAACAGACCGCUCAAGACUUCGAAGAAUAUUAUAACCAUUUGUUGACACAGUUCUCAAAAUCGCCGCGAAUUACACAAUCUGAUGUAACGAAUGAUAGGAAAUCGUUAGACCGAUGUCUUGACCGCCAUCUGAUGCUUGUGUGUCGGCAACGAUUGGGCGAUACCGUCGAGGAAUGGCUUUUACCGCAGGCCACCAACUCUGGCGCCGAAGAAACGAUGAGACAAACGGCCGAACGAGCGCUCCAACAGUUUUGCUCAUCGCCUGAAUUGGAGGUCCAGUUCUUAGGGAACGUUCCGUCGGCCGUCUAUUCCUAUAGAUAUCCAUCGGCGGUAACCGAAAAGAUUGGAACCAAAGGCGCAAAGAUAUUCACAUUUAAAGCGUUGUGCAAAACGGGAGUCUUUGUGCCGAAUAAAGACAAGUGUUUGGAUUACGAAUGGCUUAAUCGGACCGAAUUGGCCGCUCGUUUGCCCCAAACAUAUUGGCAAACAAUCUCUAAGUCUUUGCUCACCGAAGGGUUAGAUAUCAACGAAAUCAUGAGUAGAAACAAAACUUUUCGGCGUAUCGUUAAGAAGAAAUUUUCAGUUUCACAAUAAAUUAAAUCAUUGUUUUAAAUACACUUAAGCUUUAAAUUGAAAAAUAAAAUCUUUUAU
Messenger RNA from Medioppia subpectinata, 1050 nucleotides. NCBI's taxonomy places the organism in Eukaryota, Metazoa, Arthropoda, Arachnida, Sarcoptiformes, Oppiidae. The record is from the annotation of a GenBank genome assembly.